Messenger RNA from Linum tenue, 1479 nucleotides. The record is from the annotation of a GenBank genome assembly. NCBI's taxonomy places the organism in Eukaryota, Viridiplantae, Streptophyta, Magnoliopsida, Malpighiales, Linaceae.
AUGGAAGAACUCAUGAUCUCACCCUCCUCGUCAUCCUCCGCUCCCGGCCCGCCGCCACCGGCGACCCUCCAGCAGCGCCUCCAGUACCUGCUCCAGAGCCAAAUCCCAGACUGGUGGGCCUACGCCAUCUUCUGGCAGGCCUCCAACGACAUCGAAUCGGGCCGGAUCUUCCUCUCCUGGGCCGACGGCCACUUCCAGGGCGCCACCCACUCUGCUCCCCCAAAACUCACCUCCUGGUCCCACCACAACAAACACCCUUCCGCCGACACCACCGGCGGCGGCUUCGACAACGACGUCACCGACGCCGAGUGGUUCUACGUCAUGUCCCUCACCCGCUCCUUCGCGGCCGGGGACGGCGUCCCCGGGAAAUCCCUCACCACCGGAUCCCUGACGUGGCUCUCCGGGGCCCACGAGCUGCAGUACCACAACUGCGAUCGGGCCAAGGAGGCCCAAUUGCACGGCCUCCGGACCCUCGUCUGCAUCCCGGCCCAGGGGGGAGUCAUCGAGCUCGCCUCCUGCGACGUCGUCAAGGAGAAUUGGGGGCUCGUCCAGCAGGUCAAGUCCCUCUUCGGGUCGGAUAACAGUACCACCGGGUCGUCCAAGAAUCCGACCCAUCCGAUGCCCCCGUUCCUCGACAUGAACAUCUCCUUCGCCGACAUCGGGAUCAUCGCAGGGAUCCAGGAGGACGAUUACGACGACGACAACAACGACGAUGAUCGGAAGCGGCGGCAGAUGGAGGAGAAGGAGAAAGAUCAGUACUCCCGGAGCAACAACAAUAACAAAUUGGCGGGUCACUAUAUGGACUCGGAGCAUUCGGAUUCGGACUGUCCGUCCGUCGCCGUUAAUAACGGUAACGGGAAGGUGAAGCGGGUGCCGAAGAAGAGGGGGAGGAAACCCGGUUUGGGGAGGGAGACGCCGUUAAACCACGUGGAGGCAGAGCGUCAGAGGCGGGAAAAGCUGAACCACAGGUUCUACGCGCUGCGGGCGGUGGUCCCCAACGUGUCCAGGAUGGACAAGGCGUCCCUCCUAUCCGACGCCGUUUCGUACAUCAAGGAGCUGAAGGCUCGGAUCGAGGAGCUCGAGGUGCUGGCUCCCCCGCCUCCAGCGAAGCGGGUCAAGUUGGAGUCCGCGGACAACAACAGCACCGCGGACAACCACAGCACCACCACCUCGGUGGAUGGUGGUGCCGUGGAUGCGCCCGCCGUGAUCGCCGCGGCGGGCGCGGUCGUCGGUCCCCACCUGGAAGUGGAGGUGAAGAUCGUGGGGACCGACGCGAUGGUUCGGGUCCAGUCCGAAAAUGCGGGCCACCCGGGGGCGAGGCUGAUGAGCGCGCUGCGUGACGUGGAUCUGCAGGUGCACCACGCCAGCAUGUCGUGUGUCAACGAGCUGAUGCUGCAGGACGCGGUGGUUCGGGUCCCCGAAGGGCUCCGGACCGAGACCCGGCUCAAGUCCGCGAUUGUGGCCAGAUUAGAGCUCUAA